Lottia gigantea (owl limpet) is the source of this 492-nucleotide messenger RNA. RefSeq lists its product as hypothetical. NCBI's taxonomy places the organism in Eukaryota, Metazoa, Mollusca, Gastropoda, Lottiidae. The transcript has a single exon. The record is from RefSeq and is a predicted model, not a curated record. The annotation marks the transcript as partial.
AGUUCCAGUGAAACUCAGCCUACCCCAGAUUCGGUGCAAUCCUUCAAUGAGUUAAGACUUGAGAAAUCAGAGACUUCUGAUACUUCAGAAUCAAAGGGGGACUACUCUUCUCAGGAUAAAUCUAAGAGUGAUAACUCUGUGCCUACUAGCCCUGAAAUAUAUAGUGAUAGCAGUUGUACAUCUCCAAAAAAGGAGAUCACUAUAUCAGAGAAUGCUGUUUCUAGCGUAAAUUCAUCACCAAAAAAGGAAACUGCCAGUGAGGUGGGCUCACCAAAAAGGGCCACAGGCGAGGUAAAAAGUGACUAUAGUGACGUGAUAGGAUCACCUAAAAAAGAGAUUUCAUACUCUCCAAAGCAUAGUGACCACAGUGCUGAUUAUUCAGAAAGCACUGACAAAGGAAGUGGUGGAUAUCCUUCUCCAAAACGCAGACCGGAAAAAGGUGAUUAUUAUUCAGAUAAUUCAAGCAGAAGUAGCAGCAGUGGGAACCCUUCU